This is a messenger RNA of Annulohypoxylon truncatum, 6159 nucleotides long. Its product is annotated as ankyrin. Gene Ontology annotation, molecular function: protein binding. The record is from RefSeq and is a predicted model, not a curated record. Lineage: Eukaryota; Fungi; Ascomycota; Sordariomycetes; Xylariales; Hypoxylaceae. Bases 141 to 5714 code for a protein of 1857 amino acids. The transcript has a single exon.
GCAGCUUGGAUUCGAUUCAACUGAUAUCCAAAGAUAUCAUAAUAUCGUAUAUCUGUCUUGGUAUUGUAAGCAAGUCACGUACUAAACAUUCGGGUUCGGGUCGAUCUCCACAGUAGGGGAUCCCAUCCUUCCAAUGCCACAUGCCCGGACUCAUUGACAAUAUGGAGCAUUCUCCUAUCCUGGAUGAUAACAGGCAAACGCGACUCCAGCUACUUGGUGAGGAAUGGGGUAUAACACGUCAACCGCCGCCAUCGCCUUCGCCAAGACCUGAUCAUCCACCAUCCUACCGGACAGACAACGAUGACUUUCUUGCCGACGAACUUCUCAAGAGACAGCGCACAAAUGAGUCCCAGCAUGAGAAAUCCAAGGGUGGUCUUUCUCGCGCCUUCACGACCAAGAAGAAGGCGUUCGAAUAUAAAGAGAUUUAUAACGCUCUCGUAGCUCACAUCACCAAUCUAGGGUCACCGGGUGUUGCCGAAUGUUUGAUACUGCGGUUAAAUCUAGCUGGUGGAAACCUCAACUUAGCGCAGAAGAGCCGGACUAGUUUAUUGAGUAGAAGAAAAAGCCUCGAUCUAGCCGAACGCAGCCAGGUGCUCCAGAUCGCCGUGAAGAAUGGUCAUUAUGAGAUGGUCGAAGUUCUCUUACCGUAUGCCGAUGCUUUAAGCUUAGAUACCGCGUUGCCCACCGCAAUCCGAAACGGAGAUGUGAGAAUCGCUUCACUACUCAUACGGUACGGAGCAAGUGCCAAUCAGACGGCAGAUGGCCAGGACGCUUUUCGACAAGCGUGUGUUGUCGGCGGACAACCCGACUUAGUUGCGCUUGUUCUGGGUUCGGAAGGCCGACCUUCCGCAUCAUGGUUAUCGCAAUCUAUGGUCGAGGCAGCGAGGGCAGGAUGUCUAGGCACAGUAAUACACCUCAGCCAGUCGACGGCGGAUGGGAACCAUGACGGUGCUGCAGCCUUGAAAGCCGCUGUUGCUCUAGGCCGGAGAGACAUCGCUCUCGCCGUCGUCCUUGGUAAUAAGCCACCAGCACAGCCUGGUCUCAACGAAGCUUUCGAUCAACUCAUGACUCAUCAAAACAUUAAUCCAAACGAGAAGAUGGCGAUGACAGAGAUUCUAUUAUGCGCGGGAGCCGAUGGCGAUUCGGUAUCGAAGGCUCUAAUCCACGCAUGUGCCACUUACUUCCUCGAGAUGGUACAUCUCUUAAUCUCUUAUGGCGCUUCGAUCGAAUAUCAAGACGCAAUCGCGGUUCGCAAGGCGGUGUCUAAAGGCAAGAUCGACUUGGUGGAAGUGAUGCUGAACGGAAGGUCUACGCUUAGUUCUCAUUACGCGUCGGAGUGUGUAGAACUAUUGCCAAAGAAGAUGAGGUUUGAGGAAAGACACUCAUUCUUGAAUCUUCUACUCCGCAAGGGCGCAGCUGGCCCACCGCUGGACGAAGCACUGGUUGAUGCAGUGGAAGCAGGCGAUCUGGAGGCAUCAAAACUACUGCUUACUCCGUUGUUCCCUGGUGGAAAAAUUGUCGGAAACAAGGAUAUUCGAAAGGGACCUCGGAGUAUGAUUUUUGAACGACAUGAGACUGCGUCAACAGAUCAUAAAGGUGCUCUAGCGCUGCAAAUCGCCGUGAAGAGAGGAGAUGUCGCUAUUUCAAACUUGAUUCUGUCAAACAAACCACCAAGUCCUGUUGCGCUGGCACAAGUCUUUCCCAGCGUACGAAAUCUGCCAUCUCUUGAAAGAUAUCAGAUCGCCGAGAUGUUCCUUAGGUCAGGUCUUACUGGGCCAUGCGUGCACUCCGCUUUGGAAAAUGCUAUCGACGAACGACCGCCGCAUCGCGACGAAAAACUUAUUGCCCUCUUCCUUCGCUACAAUGCUGAUGUUAACUUUAACGAAGGGCACACAAUCACUGCAGCUAUCGCGCAAAAAGAUGUCCGUUUACUAGAAAGGUUACUCAAGAGCAAGCCAACGAUUCAAGUGGCAGCCAGAGCAGUCCUUAGAGCAAUGGAGGUUGAUAAUAGCGCACUACGCUUAGAAAUGAUCAACAUGCUCUUAGCAGCUGGCGCGUCCCAAGGCGGCCCCGAGGUGUCCACGUCAGUCGAUGUGGCGGUGCAAGCUAAUCCCCCAGAUAAACGACUACUCAAAACCCUACUACAACAAGGCAAUGCCGAUGUAAACAUCAAUGGGGGGGUUGCCGUAGAGCAUGCUGUACUGCAAUCCGACCCGGAAGUCAUCGAGAUGGUUCUUGGUCUAGGACAACCCAACGACGAAAGUCUGGAACGGGGCCUAAAGGCCGUAGCCAAGCUUCCAACAUCUCCCAUUAAGACGGAGAAGUUGAAUUCAAUACUACGCCGAACGAAAUCAAACGAUACCGUUACCUCAUUACUUAUACAGGAAGUGCAGGCCGUGUUAAAGGUGCCUCCUCAUGAACAGAAUUUCUCGUCGGUAAAAGUCUUAUUGGCAAAUGGCGCUGAUGUCAAUGCUAUGAACGCCGAGGCAUUAUGCCGCGCGGUCGCUGCAGCAAAUAUGCAGCUCGUGGAAGUUUUGUUCAUUAACAAACCGAAUGCUAAUUCGAUGGCAUUCGCCAUGCCUCACGCUCUUCGUAUUCGGGAUCUGAUGGAUAGACUAACAUUCACGCAAAAAAUCUUAGAAAGCGGUAUACCGCCAAGCGAGGUGAAUAGAGCCCUCGUCUUCGCAGUCAAUACAUAUCCUGAUGAUAUACCUUUAAUUAAUACCCUUUUGGCUGGUGCGGAUACACGUGAUGGCCUAGCUUUGAUGGAGGCUAUUAAGAGGGAAAAGCAAGAUAUUGUGGAAUUAAUCUUACGCAAGAAGACCUUUCCCGUCGAGAUUCUCAACACCGGCUUCACACAUGCGACAAGGGGCAAAAAUAAGAGAUCAAGGAGCAUGUCUUCUAUAAACCUGUUGAAAGCUGGCGCAUCAGGAGAUGUAGUAUCGGAUGCGUUAUUGGCGGCGGCUACGGAUGGCGACGUGGAUUUCGGCACGAUAUUGGUCCAGAACGGAGGCAGUGUAGAGCACAAGGACGGUCAGGCUAUCAUAGAAGCUUGUAAAUCAGGUGCCGUCGAAGUUCUAGCAAUGCUGUUGGCAGGCGAUUCUAAGGUUGCUGAGAAAACACUGCAAAGAGGUUUCCAAGCCGCUACGCAAGUAGGAGACCUAAAGAGACGGGCUGAAAUUUUCAAACUAUUGCUACAAAUGGGCGUUACUGGAGACGUGGUAGAUGCCCAGCUCAUAUCUGCCGUUAGGUACGGCGACGAUGGGAAGGAUCUCGUUACACUUCUACUGGUAUAUGGGGCAAGCCCCGAUUACAACGACGGGGACGCUGUUGAGAAGGCAGCAAGGAGCGCCUUCUUGGGUAAUUUGGAAAUGCUAUUGGGUAUUGUUGAUGUCGGGGGCCGUCAGAAACGUCCGUCUUCUCACACGCUUGUUCGAGCGAUAGAUGCUUGCUGGGAUCUCAGUAGGGACACGAGGUUUACGGUGAUGAGUUGGGUGUUCAAAGUAGGAAAGCCCGUUCCCAGCGCCAUCCACAAUGCAUUGAACCGUGCAGUCAGGGAAGAUGAACCCGAGGAAAGACUCAUCGAACUACUCGUCAGUAACCGAGCAUCACCGGCAGCGAAUGGCUGUCAAACCCUAAUCGAUGCGACUAGAACGUUAUCCCCCGCGGCCUUCGCCAAUCUUUUAGAGUCGCGAAUCACUGCUGAAGAUGCGUCACUUGUAUUUGGCAAAGUAUUUGUCGCUGACAAUGUCGCCUCAUGGUUAUCUAAUCGCGGUUACGAAAUCGCGAAGCAUUUACUCGAGAAAGGCGCUGCUGGUGAUGGAGUGGGCUCUGCGUUCGCUGCAGUUCUAGGCCUGUAUGUUGAGACACGUGCAGAAUUGGCCAACAAUUUUGUCGACCUGCUCCUUCAAUAUGGUGCAGACGUCAACUAUAAUAACGGAGAAGCGUUUCAAAAUGCGGCUGCACAGGGAGACCCCGAUCUGCUAAAGAGAUUGUUACGCGAGAAUCCCAAUUCACAAGCAAUGACGUUUGCGUUCCCUCGGAUUUUCGACGCCACCGCAUCUGAAGACGACGUAUAUGACCUUAUCACGAUAUUUAUAGAGCACAAUGACGGGCAAAGUCAUAUGGAUGUUGCAUUCACUCAAACUGACUCACAACCCGUUCUCAUCAGGGCACUGAGUCAAUUCCCUCGGUCAACGAAGAUCCUUGGUGCACUCCUAGAUGCCGGGUUCUAUCAUGACCAAAUGACAAAGUGCAAGGUGAUGGAAGGGGUAGAAGAAGAGCCUGUGACGCUUCUGAUGUGGGCACUUUUACAGCCUCAGAAGAAAAUCAGCAGUGGAGUCAUCAACUUAUUGAUAGAAAGGGGUGCCAAGGUUAAUCACGAGACACCCAUUUCUCACGUCACGCCCCUAAUGUUAGCCAUACAAUCUCGUCGUCAAGAUAUCGUUAAAACCUUGUUGCUAGCGGAUGCCGAUGUCGACAUAACAGACGCAACAGGGAGAUCACCACUAUCGAUGGCAUCUGCUGUUGGUGGUGACCUAGCCAUUACUAUGAUGUCAAAUCUCCUAGCUGCAGGUGCUUCUAGGAACGAUGGCUCACUCCACAAUGCCGCACGAGAACUCAACUUGCAAGCGAUGCAAAUUCUGGUUCAAUACAGACACGACCCUGAUUUCCCGAGUUCGCUGCAUGACGGGCGUAGUGCUCUUGGUGAGUUAUGCCUCCAUGCAGCCGAUUUAGGCGAAAUCACCCCUCGACGAGAGAAGGCAAUGGAAAAGGCUAUCAACUUCCUUCUCGCAAGUGAAUCCGACAUCACCCUCCAGUCUAAUGGGAAGUCGGUUCUCCUUUUAGCGUUGGAGUCAGCUGACCCCGUAACUACUGCAAAAGUAUUGCUACGAGCUGAUAUGUGGAAAUUCAUCAAUAAGCCUUUCAAUUACUACAACGACGGAAAAUACACCUACUCCCCUACCAUGUACGUCCAGCGUGUACUACCAGACUCAGAUCACAAGUCACAACUCCUGCAACUACUACGGGCAAACCGUGGAAUCGAUGUCUACUAUGCCAAUACCGGCCCGCAACCCGACGAUGCCAUAGGCAUGCCUACAAGUGUCCAACUAGAAGAACAAGAGCGAAAAUCGCGCCUAGCCCGCAUCCGGGAAGAGAAUGAGGAACACACCCUUGCCAUCCAACGGAAUAAGGAGCUCGCCGCGGUGCAGGCGCAGAUAUGGGCUAGCCAGGCAGAGCUCGAGGACGCGCGCAAGAAAAAGUCGCUCAACACGGACUUGUCGGCGAUGCAAGAGCGGGCUCGCGUCGAGGAGGAGCUAUUCAACUCGGCAAUGAGGCAGCAGCGCGCGCGACAUACGGCAGAGGUCAAGCACCAGGAGGCCCUUACGCAUGCGGGGCUCACACGGGCCCAGGCCAUCGCGGACGCGGAGCUCGCGGUCGAGGCUCAGAAGCAGAGCCGCAUGCUGCAGUGGGAGCGCGACAUGGGUAGCGAGCGCGUGGGCAACGCGAACCAGCUAAGCAGCAUCAGGCUCAGGGAGAGGGAGGAGCUGGAGAUGCUGGAUAAGGCGGCGGAUCAGAGGAUCAAGGCUCGGCUUCAGGAUCAGAGGAAAUUGGUCGAUAGCCAGAGCGCGCUGGCGGCGAAUAUUGCGGGCGCGGGACCCGGCGCGAGGAGGCAGAUUGGGUUUGUUAGUGGGGAGCUGGGACCUGAUUGAGGGUAUUUCUGAGGGGUGAUGUGGGUGUCAGAGAGUUCGGAGUCGAGAAUGUUUUUUUGGGACUCGAGUGAAACGAGUUCGUAAGAGUAGGUACCUAUGUAUAUUCGUGAGCUCGCUGUCAUGCUUUCGACGGAUCUACCAGUCGGAGUUGUUGGAAUAGCGGAAAUUUUAUCGAUUACAUACCUUACCUCCCUAAAUAGGCUCUAUAAAUCAUUUAUACUAGCAAUUGAACUAGCGCCGAAAUUUAUUCAAAGACGUUAUUUUCUACGAUAAUAAUAUUGGGGUGGGUUUUGUGGACCCAUUUUACCCCUUUUCACAUUCUUUAGGGGCACACGGGUUUUGUUAUAAGCGCUAUCCAGAUAUGGGGAUUAGCCCUUGAUUACAUCAGCUGAGUGUGGGUAUAUCUAGCACUGCAUUUCUAUAGGAGCAAAGCUCGCCUUUUCUU